This is a messenger RNA of Naumovozyma castellii, 2376 nucleotides long. RefSeq names its product Egt2p (gene EGT2). The transcript has a single exon. Lineage: Eukaryota; Fungi; Ascomycota; Saccharomycetes; Saccharomycetales; Saccharomycetaceae. The record is from RefSeq and is a predicted model, not a curated record. The coding region runs from base 1 to 2376 and encodes 791 amino acids.
AUGGUAUCAUUCCUACAUAUACUUUCGUUGACCGCUGUCGCGUUUGCUUCAACUGUUCCUACCUAUUCAAAUAAAACAGAUGUCACCCCUGAGGCAUUCUUCUCAAAUAUCCAACUUACAGAUGCUUACUCUGGAAAUGCUAACUGUUCCGAUCCAAAUCAUUGGUUCUUAGUGGAAGGUGAACUAUUUGUUCCUCAAGGAACUGAUUCAGAUUUAUACUUCACAAUACCACGAGAUUUCGGAUCAUUACCAGAUGGCCCAUUUGAUUUAUUAUUCGAUUCUUCCAAGAUCGGUUCUAUCAACUACAAUGAUUCCAAUAUUUUUACUGUUUCUUUCUUAAAGGAAGAAUUGACGUCAAAUGUUACCACUACUUUUAACUUCUUAACAAAAUUAUCAGGUCAAUCUCAACUGGCUAUUUCCGGUCCACAACAAUCUGAAUAUACUUUCAAUGUCUCUUCCGGUACAGCUUUCACAGAAACUAUUAAUUACAUUGCUCCAGAUAUUUCUGAUCUAACUACGAAUGGUGGUAUUGAAGAUGGAAAUAAUACCGCAUGGUUUACCGCUAAUAUCCCAAUUUCUACUUUCUUAGAACCAGUGGAUUUUAUUUCUCAACUUUCAGACAGUAAUAAAUUUGAUAUUUCUAGUCUCUCCAUUGAAAUUGUUACUAGCGUCGGUUCAUUUAACCAACCAUUAACUUCUGUUCCUUUCACUGCUGUCGAUGACCAAUCCACAUCAUCUCAAAUUAAAUUAUUAUUCGAUACUAAUUUAAGUGGUGGUAAGUAUGUUCGUAUUUCAUACUCUUCCGAUUCAUUAAAUGCUGCUAUAAUUACCUCUCAAGUUGAACUCCUCUAUCCAAACGUUACAUCUACUUCUUCUAAUUUGGUAAAGAGGGACACUUCCAUAGUUUUGGACUCAGUAUUAUAUGCUUCCGCUAUGGCAAACAUUGACACUACUUCAAAUCCAUCCGCCGACUCCGAAUCAACCGUUCCUGAUAACGUGUCUUUGACCAACGAUAUUUACAAGACAUUUAUCCUAGUUUCAUCCGUUCAAUCUGAGGUUCUUACCGAAUUCGGUACUUACAUCCCAAUCACUACUUUCCCAAAUGAUACAUCAUCUGUUACUAGCAUGGUUUCUAACUCUAGUGCAUCAACAACAGCAAUUUCUACAUCUGUUACAGAAACGAUUUCCACUUCAAGUGAACCAUCAGUAGCAUUUUCCACCUCCGUCAUUGAUUACACUUCUUCAAGUGUUUCAAGCACAAGUGAUUUUGCUUCUCCUUCUUUUUCCAAAUCAAACUUUUUCAAUUCCACAACUACAACAAGUACAGUUAAUCCUGCCACCAUAACUGAUAUCAAUACAUCUUAUCAACUACUUACCUCAACACAAGCUGAAGAAGAUGAAUACGAUACUGAAUUGAUCCCAAUUAACACACUACAUAAUAAUAACAGUACGAAAAUUGAGACAAUCACAUCAUGUUCAAAUGGAUGCACAACAAGUGUUCCAAAACAUAUUGUAUCAACAGAGUUAGAUGUUUCAAAGAAUAGUACUCAAAUUACUUCAACUAUUGCUGCUGAAUUAUCAGAAGAAGAAUAUUUGUUAGGAUCUUCCACUAUUUCAACUAAAACAAGUUCUCCAAAGCAACCUACAGUAGUGAAUAGUUUAGAUAUUUCUAAGAACACUACUCAAGUCACUUCCACAAUUUCUGCUGAAUUGUCAGAGGAAGAAUAUCUUCUAGGUUCAUCUGUUAUUCCAACCUCAACAAGUAUCCCAGAGCAAUCUCCUGUUAUCUCCACAGACUUUGAUAUUUUCAAAAACAGUACUGAAGUUACUUCUACAAUUCCAGCUGACUUGUCUGAAGAAGAAUAUUUACUAGGUGCAUCAACUAUCACAACUUCUACAUGUGCCCCAACUCAAUCUCCUGUUGUUUCCACCGGUUUAGAUAUCUUCAAGAACAGUACUCAAAUAACAUCUACCAUUUCUGCAGAUCUAUCCGAAGAAGAAUACUUACUAGGUGCUUCGACUAUUCCAACUACCAAAAAUAUUAUUAAUCCAACCGUAACAAAGACACAAAAUUCAAAAAAGACAAUGACAAUUACCUCAUGUUCUAACGGAUGUACAGCAGCAACUGCACCCUCAUUUAUUUCCAGCAAUUCAACCAUUCUAAGAAAUAGUACACAAAUAACAUCAUCUCUUCAAGCACAAGUCACUGAACUAAACUCGUUAUUAGGUUCUUCUGUCAUGAAAACUAGUUAUAUCCAUCAUUACUCUGCAUCACAAACAACCUCUAGAUUGAUAUCUGUGUUUGAAGCCGGAGCAAGUCACAUAAGGUUGACCUUUGGUGGUGCUCUAAUAGCUUUAGCAGCCCAAUUUUUAUAA